AGGAAGUGCUCGCUUCGGAUUCUCCUGGAAGUGAAUCGAGGGGGCUGGGCCGGCUGGUGCUUCCCUCCUUCCUUGCUGGUGGUCUUGGCUCUGCUCCGGCUUUGCUUGCCCCCCCCCCACCGCCCCCGUGCUAGCCCCGCCGUCAUGUCCCAGUCGAGCAGACGUCUGGAGGAGAGGAGCAGCGGCAGCAGCGUCAAGCGGCACCGGAGCCACAGCGAGUCCUUGCCGGGCGGCAGCUCGAGCGGGGGCAGCAGCAGCAAAGGGCUGGAGCGCAAGGAGCAGAAGAAGAGGAAGCGGGAGGUCCAGCAAAUCCAGCAGAUCCAGCACCUGGAGUCCUUCUAUGAGAAACUUCCUCCAGGGCUGAUUAAGGAAAAUGAGACAAAACCAGAAGACUGCAUUCCUGAUGUGCCUGGAAAUGAAAAUGCACGAGAAUUCCUUGCACAUGCUCCAACCAAGGGGCUCUGGAUGCCUCUAGGGAAAGAGGUCAAAGUUAUGCAAUGCUGGAGAUGUAAACGUUACGGACACAGAACAGGGGAUAAAGAAUGUCCUUUCUUUAUUAAAGGCAAUCAGAAGCUUGAACAAUUCAGAGUAGCACAUGAAGACCCUAUGUAUGAUAUAAUAAGAGAAAAUAAGCGUCACGAGAAAGAAAUGCGGAUACAGCAGUUGAAACAACUGCUUGAAGACUCCACUUCGGAUGAAGACAGCAACAGUGAAAGCUCCAGUUCUUCAGAGAGUAAGGAAAAGCGCAAGAAAAAGAAAAAGAAGAAAGAGAAGAAGAAGAUGAAGAAGAAGAAAAAGAGAAAGCACAAAUCUUCCAAAUCAGAAAGAAGGUCAGAAUCGGACUGAGGAUGUGUGGCCAGCUUUGUGAAGUGUUGGGAGGCACCUAGAUCCUCCGGAGAGAGGUUUUGUGAUCGUUUGGAUACAAUCUGCAGGCAUGUUUACCUGCUCCGUGGUGAUAUUUUGCAAAUUGCCUUCUCACCGGAGUCUCCUGCUGUAUCUUUGCAUUGCAUUUCUCACCCACUUAAGAUUUAAAAACCAGUCUGAAGGCUUGGUGCAAGACCUGCUGUGAAAGAGAAUUGCCUCUAGUAUUCCCUGUGACUUUCCUUGUUAGGGGAAGUCUGCAGAUCCCUUUAUAUUCUUUCAGCCUCCUAAGAUGCUGAAAGCCAUUUGGCAGCAAGGUAUCUUGGGACCCAGGAUGAGAAGCAGGAGAGGAAUUGCCAGUAGGGAAGCUUGCAAAAACACUGCUGCGGUGUAUGCACAAGGACCCUCCGGGUCGUAGCUUAGGAGAAUAUAUGGAUGGACUCUAGUGUCACCAAAGUGAAAUCUCUGCUCUGUGGCACAUAGCAGGCUAAGGAAGGUGACAUCUGGCCAGCCAGAUGUUUGCUUUCUGCAGCAAAGGACAGCAGUAUCCAAAACGAGUAAGAUUUUGUGUGGAUUUCACACUGCAGAACCUUUAAAAAAGGGUGCUUUUUCAGCAUGAGAAACCGAUCUUUACUUCAGAGAAACUCAGGUAUGUACCCUGUAAUUCAUGGAGACAACUCAUGGCUACAAUUGUACUUGAAUGGAAAGAGAGUUAUAUAUCCAGUUUAAUUUAACUGUUGCCUGUGCAACUGAGUCAGAUUGGUUCUGUACGGUAGGAGGCUCCAUAAAACGCAUGCUUGCGUGUAACUACAGAAAAUAAUGGUGAUUGUCAGGCAUUUGGUCCAAGAGUAGACUAGCCGCUUACUAUACCAGGAAAGUUUGUGGAGGGCCUCUGGUGACCAGGAGAAAGAGCCAGGUCCCAGAAGUGCCAGUGAUACAGGAGCCAACGGGCUCAGAACUUUCAACGGCAACCAUGGCUGGUGCAGACUGACCAGUUCCCCCUCGCACAUGGCUACUGGGUGGCUUCUGUGUUAGAAGGACUUCCUUCUGGAUUGCAUUAAUAUCCCAAUUUGCCUUUUGCUUUGGUCAGCCCCUUCUAUGCAGCUGGUUGGCUGCACUUGGCUUAAAUUGUACAGGCUUUGCCAUUUGAAUGAUUGGCAGAUUGUAUGUCUUGUUCUGACAAGUUCAUUUCUGAGAACUCGGUGUACACGAUGCAGAGUUGUGUCCAGCCCUCUCCAUUAUGCCAUCGAUGGUGUUUACUGUGACAAAAUGAUGUAAAUCAAAAUCCAUGAACAGCCCAUUCCGUGAUGCCUUUUCGUGAGAUUGGCUUAGGCACCAUUCCCCCUAAAUCUUUGUCUGAAGGAGAAUGAAUUGGCAGAAAGGGGGACAAAAGAAGUCUUUGAGUGAAUAAUGUUAAUGCUGUGUUGCAGCUGAAUUAUACAAAAGCCUUUGGAUUUGAAUAAUCUUAACCAAUGCAAAAGAAACCUUAA
This is a messenger RNA of Heteronotia binoei (common prickly gecko), 2351 nucleotides long. Its product is annotated as retinitis pigmentosa 9 protein homolog. NCBI's taxonomy places the organism in Eukaryota, Metazoa, Chordata, Lepidosauria, Squamata, Gekkonidae. The transcript is spliced from 6 exons. The record is from RefSeq and is a predicted model, not a curated record. The coding region runs from base 145 to 846 and encodes 233 amino acids. Gene Ontology annotation, biological process: RNA splicing.